AUGUUCUGCCCAUUCUGCGCUAUCAGCACCGCCAUCCCACCUUCAACUUCCCCCGCACUCUUCAGCUCUCCGAAAGGGUCCGCUUAUCCUGUCCUUGCAACACCGACAGUUAUCGCUUUCUUAGACAUUGCUCCUAUCUCGCCAGGACACAUUCUGCUUUGUCCUCGUCGCCAUGUCGAGAAAGCUUCCUCGAUGACAGGAGCUGAAGCUGCGGCGCUGGGAUUCUGGUUGCCGGUCCUAGGGAGAGCAGUCAUUGGUGCAUUAGGACAAGAGACUGAAAGUGCGAGCUGGAAUGUUAUACAGGCUAAUGGAUCUGAAGCAGGACAAACGAUUCCGCAUUCGCAUUUCCAUGUCAUUCCCAGGUCAGCGCCAGGGAAUGGAAAAGCACGAGAUGCGAGUGAGAUUGGAGAUGCGGAAAGAAAGAACAUUGCGCUUGGUGAGGGGCCGAGGGUUAAACUGGAAGAUGGUGAGGGUAGGAAGUUGAUGGAAUUAAUCAAGGAGAAGGUGAAGGGAGAAGUUGAG
Molecule: messenger RNA, 522 nt
Organism: Mollisia scopiformis
Lineage: Eukaryota; Fungi; Ascomycota; Leotiomycetes; Helotiales; Mollisiaceae
Product: HIT-like protein
Exons: 2
Biological process (GO): nucleotide metabolic process
Molecular function (GO): catalytic activity
Source: RefSeq, a predicted model, not a curated record